UGCUUAUCAAGAAACUGUUACGUAAGACGGCACCUACCUCUUUUUUUUUUGUUUUUUUCUCUCUUCUUUUUGUUUUACUCUAUGCUUUUUGUUAUGGUAAAGAUAGAUAACACAAGAGCCAGCGUCAUUGACUAGGGUAUCGUAAAGCCAUGCCUGGUGUCCAGACUCUCGAACUGGAGAUCCAAGUGAACAUGACCGCUGAGAGAUUCUUCAAGACUUUCAAAAAGAAAGAAGGAAAUUUCACGGACAAGACAGAGGCAGUUUCUGUUCAUCGUGAAGAUCCCACAUCCAACUCCUCUAUUCAGAUCUGGAAUUUCAUCGUUGAUGGAAAGAUGGAGCAGAUCAAAGAGAAGAUAGAGGUAGACGAAGAGAACAAGUCGGUAUCUUUCGUAGCUCUUGAAGGAGAUGUGUUGAAGCAAUAUAAGAGCUAUAAGAUAACACUUGACGUUGUUCCUAAAGGUGAUCAAGUUUGUAUUGCCAAGUGGACAUGGGAAUACGAGAAGCUAAACGACGACGUUCCUCCCCCUACCAGAUACACUGCGUUCGUUGCAGAUUACACACGCGACCUCGAGACUAGAUUGUUGUUUGAAUCAUGAUCAUAUCAUUAAUGUCUCUGAGUUCCUUGUUAUAUAAAUCAGAUCUUGUUAUGCAAAAAAAAUAAAAUAAAAUACACAGCCUGUUCUUCAAUAGAAAAAAUUAUCAAUUUUAGUUAUUAUUUUGUCCUAUAGAACUAUAUCCGGUGUCCAUAGAAAUGAUGACAUGAAACAAAUCGCAUUAACUAAUAUGAAAUAUUUUACUCACUGAAUAGAUCUAAUAGCGUUCAAACUACUUAUUCCAAUUGUUGUAAUUUUACAAAUUGCAU
This is a messenger RNA of Arabidopsis lyrata subsp. lyrata, 862 nucleotides long. Its product is annotated as MLP-like protein 328. The coding region runs from base 150 to 596 and encodes 148 amino acids. The record is from RefSeq and is a predicted model, not a curated record. NCBI's taxonomy places the organism in Eukaryota, Viridiplantae, Streptophyta, Magnoliopsida, Brassicales, Brassicaceae. Gene Ontology annotation, biological process: defense response. The transcript has 2 exons.